AUGAUCUUCCCAGCAACUAGGGGCACCACCACUUUUGGUUUGAAGCUUGGAGCCAACCAUCUUGGGGCUGAGAGAGUCAAGCAAGAGGAUUUCAAUGCAGCUUAUGACAUAUUGUUUCCCGGCUGCAACAAGGUUGUGUCGGAUAUUUUGACCAGCUAUUAUCAGUUGGACGAGGACGAAGAGGAGGACAAGUCAACGUCACUGGACGAACUGUUACAACAAGUGGAGCGGAAGCGGAAUGCGUUUGAGGGACUAUUUGUGUGCAUGUGCCAUACGUAUGACCUUACUGUCCCCCAAGGUUGGGCAAAGUUGCUGAAGAGGCUGUUGGUGGAUUCAGACAAGCCUCCUCCAUUUGCAUCCAUCCAAAAUCUGACAGCUGUCACUUUGUCAUUGUUUUCUUCCAAGAUCAAUAUCAGCAUUGCAUUUUUGGCUGGUGAGGCACCCAUCAUUGCAUUCAUGCAGAAGCUUUUGUCUGCAGAAAGCCCCUUCCCACUUGAAUAUCAAAUUUCUGCUCAUCUUAAUGUGCUGAAAGAAAGAAGCCUGGACCAAUCAAAACUCAAGCAAUUCAGUCAUGAACAACAAUAG
Messenger RNA from Cylindrotheca closterium, 585 nucleotides. NCBI's taxonomy places the organism in Eukaryota, Bacillariophyta, Bacillariophyceae, Bacillariales, Bacillariaceae. The record is from the annotation of a GenBank genome assembly.